AUGUCGUACCGCGUUGAGGUAUCGCCGAACGCUCGCGCUGGUUGCAAAGACGCAGUGUGCAAGGCUGAGGGCACAAAGAUCACCAAGGGCGAGAUUCGCUUCGGUGCUUGGGUUAAAUUCCAAGAGCACGGUAGCUGGCAUUGGCGUCACUGGGGUUGCGUCUCAGGCGAGUCGAUCAAGAACGUUCAGGAGAAAAUCAAGCAGGACGAUGGCAGCUACGACUACGACGCCAUCGACGGCUUUGAUGAAAUGACCGACCAUCCUGAUGUACAGGAGAAGAUCAAACGCGUCAUCGAGCAGGGUCACAUUGAUCCCGAGGACUUCAAUGGCGACCCAGAGAUGAACCGUCCUGGCCAGAAGGGUAUCCGUGGACGUCCCAAGAAGGCCAAGGCUGCGGAUGAUGACGAGGCUCCCAAGCCCAAGAAGCGUGGCCGCAAGAAGGCCGAUGCCGCUGAUGAAGAAGACGAAGAGGAUGUCAAGCCCAAGAAGAAGGCCAAGAAGACUGCUGCCAAGGCUGAGGACGAUGACGAGAAGCCUGCUCCCAAGGGCCGUGGCAAGAAGUCUACCAAGGCCGCCGUCAAGGAUGAAGACGAGACCGAAGAAGAGCCUGAGGAGGAACCUGCUCCCGUCAAGAAACCCCGUGGAAGGGGUGCUACCAAGAAGGCUGUCAAGGCCGAGUCGGAAGAUGAGGUCGAACCCGAGGAAGAGAAACCUGCCCCAGCCAAGAAGGCUCGCGGUCGCAAAGCUGCUCCCAAGAAGGAGCCUACCCCCGAGGAGGAAGACGACGAAGAUCAGCAGGAGGAUCCCGAGGAGCCCGAGGAGGAACCUGCACCCAAGCCCAAGGGAAGAGCCGGACGCAAGUCCAAGACUGCUGCUGCUGUUGAGGAUGCCGCCCCUGCUAAGCCCAAGCGUGGCCGAGGCCGCAAGUCUGCUGCUGCCGACGAGGAUUAA
This is a messenger RNA of Pestalotiopsis fici W106-1, 951 nucleotides long. RefSeq lists its product as uncharacterized. The record is from RefSeq and is a predicted model, not a curated record. NCBI's taxonomy places the organism in Eukaryota, Fungi, Ascomycota, Sordariomycetes, Amphisphaeriales, Sporocadaceae. Bases 1 to 951 code for a protein of 316 amino acids. Gene Ontology annotation, molecular function: zinc ion binding; DNA binding. The transcript is spliced from 6 exons.